AUCAGUGUGAGGUAGGUGUGAGAGUCCAAUGGGGAGAUGGCACACAGCAAGAGCUGGAGAUGUUCCACUGGGAAGAAAGUGUGACGGUCCAGGACCUCUCCCAAUGGGACACAGAGGAUGAGACAUACCAAGAGCUGUCCCAGUUGGAAGUGGAAGGGUAUCAGGAACUGUAUCCUUUGGAAGAAGAUGUACAAGUUCAUCUGCACAUGCACCAAUGGGAAGGAGACCAGAGAGCCAGAGUUGUCCCAGGUGGGAGACAACAGGGGAAAGGAGCUAACCCAAGCAAAAGAUUUCAAUGUCCAGCAGCUGCCCCAACAGGAAAAAGAUGGGAGCAACCAAAAGCUAUCCCAAAGGAAAGAAAGUGUCAGCAGCCAGGGCCUGUCUCAAUGGGGAGAAAGUGCCAGGUACAAGAUCUAUGACAAACCUUUACACCCAGAGAAGGACAAGGACACCCAGACUUGUGCCCAGCAGGGGCCCAGCUCUCCCAGCAGCGUGGGCACCCAGGUGGCAGCAGAGGCAGCCUGUGAGCUGCCCAGUGCCUCUCCUGCCCUGGGGAGUCCCACCGAGGAUGAGCUGGCAGCUGCUGCUGCUCCAGCUGGAGCUGCUGAGGAGCUGGAGGAGCCCCUGAAGCCUCUGGCUCCCAAGAUGGAAAAGGCACCAGGUUCUCCUGCUCGCAGUGAGGAGCUGCCAUCAGCAGGGACAGAGAGCCCAGUCCCUGCCCCACGCAGCCCCCCAGGCUGCAGCCCGGCUCUGCUGGACUUAGUGGGGCACAUCAGCUCUGAGGUGGUGCUCAAGGCUGUGCCUGAGGUCCAGGCAUCUGGCCAGCAGCCAGAGGAACAGGGGGACCUGGAGCAAAGCAUGGCUGCAGAACUGGAAGCAGCAGCUCCAGGACAAAGGGAACAGAGCUCAAGCUCUGCCCCACACAGCCCCUGCUGCCCCCCCAGCCCACUGGGAGCCCAGGCGCUCAGGGAGCAGCAGGAGGAGGCAGACAGGGGGUCAGUCCUGGCAGAGGAAGAGAGCUAGGAGGGGGCCUUGGCUGGGGAGCUUAAGCAUUCUCAGUGCAAAGAUAAGGAACACACAGAGCUGUCCCAAGGGGAAAUCAACAAAUACCAAGAAGGGUUACAAGGGGAAGUUUGUACUGAGCAGGAGCUUUCCCAAGUAGAAGCCAGUAGCUAUCAGGAAGGGUCCCAAAGGGAAGGCUUCAGUGAGCAGGAACUACCCCAAGCAGAAGCCAAUAGGUACCAGGACAAGUCCCAAAAGGAAGCCAGCACUGAGCAAGAGGUGCCCCAAGUAGAAUCCAGGACCUACCAGAAAGGGUUCCCAGAGGAACCCUGCACUGAGCAGGAACUUCCCCAGGCAGAAGCUACUAAUACCAGGAAGUGGUCCCAAGGGGAAGACAGCACUGAGAAGAAGCUGUCCUCAGCAGAUUCUGGUAGCUACCAGGAAGAGUCCCAAGGGGAAGACAGCAUUGAGCAGGAGCUAUUCUCAGCCGAAACCAGCAGCUACGAUGAAGGGUCCCAAGGGGAAGCCUGCAAUGAGCAGGAGCUCUCCCUAGAAGAAGCCAGUAGCUACCAUGAGCUCUCCAAUUGGGAUGAAUGUGUCAAGGAACAGCUGUCCCAUGGUGAUGUUGAGAGCUACCAAGAAGUGUCGGACUGGGAAGAAUGCACAGAGCAAUGCCUUUCCCAAGGACAAGUCGGUAGCUCCCACAAUCUGUCUGACUGGGAAGAAGACAGCGAGCAGGCACUGCGGGCGCUGUGCAGCCUGUUCUGCUUCCCUUGCCUGGCGCCACGGCCUGAGGACUAGGGCCUGCUGCUGAUAAAAAGACUAUGAAUAGAAAAAAAAAAAGAGAAAGGAUAAGGAAAAUAAUAGGAAAAGGAAUAUGAAUAAGAAUUAAAAGGAGAAUAAAAAUAGGAAUAGGAAUAAUAAAAAAAAGAAAUAAGAAAAAGAUAAAAGAAAAAGAAUAAGAUUAUUUAGAAGAUAAAAUACUAGUAGAAGUAAAUACUAAGAAGAAGAAGAAGGAGAAGAAUAAGAAUAGAAGGAUAAGAAGAAGAAAAAGAAAAAAAGAAUAAGGAAAAGAAUAGGACUAAGAAUUAAAGCAAAAAAAAAAAAGAAAAAUAAUGAGAAUGAGAAUAAAAAUAGGAAUCGGAAAAGGAAUAAGAAAAAAAAAGAAAAAAGAAUAAGUUGAUGCAGGAUAAAAUAGUAGUUGAAGUUAAUACUAAGAGGAAGAAGAAGGAGAAGGAGAAGAAAAAUAGAAGGAUAAGAAAAAAAAUGAAUAAGGAAAAGAAUAGGAAUAAGUACAAGAAUUAAAAGAAAAAGAAAAUAAUAUGAAUGAGAAUAAGAAUAAGAACAGGGAUAAGAAAAGGAAUAAGAAGAAGAAAAAAGAAAAAGAAUAAGUUGAUGUAGAAGAUAAAAGUAGUACAAGUAAAUACUAAGAAGAAGGAGAAGGAGAAGGAGAAGAAAAAGAAGAUGAAAUUUUAGUACUAGCAAAUUAUUGUUACUAUUAUUAUUACAGUACUAUCAAGAUAAAAUGCACAUCCUCUAGCAUGAAGAAAUAGUUUCGUUUGGGCAGGAUCUCAAAGAUCAUCUAGUUCCAACAGAUUCGCUUCUGCUAUCUUUCUCCUUCUUUGAGAUCUCUUUCCUAUUUCUUUCCCUCUCUUUUUUUCACAUUUCUUGUUAAUAAAAUCUGGAUGUUGUCAUC
This is a messenger RNA of Vidua macroura (Pin-tailed whydah), 2698 nucleotides long. RefSeq lists its product as uncharacterized. The record is from RefSeq and is a predicted model, not a curated record. The transcript is spliced from 2 exons. Lineage: Eukaryota; Metazoa; Chordata; Aves; Passeriformes; Viduidae. The coding region runs from base 118 to 1023 and encodes 301 amino acids.